Messenger RNA from Notothenia coriiceps (black rockcod), 1441 nucleotides. RefSeq names its product G2/M phase-specific E3 ubiquitin-protein ligase-like. Gene Ontology annotation, cellular component: cytoplasm. Gene Ontology annotation, biological process: ubiquitin-dependent protein catabolic process; protein ubiquitination. The coding region runs from base 248 to 1369 and encodes 373 amino acids. The record is from RefSeq and is a predicted model, not a curated record. The transcript has 6 exons. Gene Ontology annotation, molecular function: ubiquitin protein ligase activity. Lineage: Eukaryota; Metazoa; Chordata; Actinopteri; Perciformes; Nototheniidae.
GCUCACUGGAAAGCAGUCUGCCUUCUACAUCAUCAUUUAGAGGAACAACUUCUGUUGAUCCAGCUCCGGGCAGCACUCCAGCAAGCCAUUGUUCUGUGUUACCCUCUACCUCAACACACCACCAAUCAGCAAACUAUGAUAGCUACCUUACAAUAAUGUCUGCAUUGUCUGAUGAGUCUUCUGAUGAGGAAUUGAACCAGGCUAUACUAGCAAGCCUGCAGAGUGAAAGUUCCAGGAUGGCUACGGGAUGUUUGGUGCCGGUGAGAGAUAUUUUGCAAGAUCUUGCAACAAAAAUAAAUCAUCAGAAGAAAUGCAAAUUCAACAUCAACCGAUCCACAGUCCUUGGGGUUUUAAACGAGGGACAUACGAUCCAUGUCACACUAUUUCUGUCAGGUUUUCUGAUGAUAUGGGAGUACCUGAAGAGGCUGUGGACUUAGGUGGACCAAGAAGAGAGUUUCUAAGACUUCUAAUGGAAGCUUUGCCCAAAUCUCCGAUGUCUGAGGGAGAAGAAGGCCAACUGAACUUGGCCUUUGACAGUACUGCCAUGAGAGAGGACCGGUACUUUAUUGCAGGCAGGGCCAUUGCAGUAAGCCUUGUACAUGGCGGUUCUCCCGCAGGCUUUCUGUCCCCAACUCUCUUCUCUUGCCUUGUUGAUGGCCCAGAAUUGGCUAAGCCAGUGUUGGAAGAUGUUGCGGAUAUUGACCUGCACGAAAAAAUUAAGAGGGUCACGGAGGGUAAAUCAUUGGAAGAUCUGCUAGCAACAACAGAACCACUUGAGGAGUAUUUGGCCAAUGCUGGCUGCCUGAGGCCGCUGCAGAGGUUGGAAGACAAGAAUCUGCUUGUAGAUGACAUCCUGAUGUUCCAAGUGAUACACAGAGUGCGUGGUCCUUUUGAGAGAUUUCGGGAUGGACUGAGAACACUUGGUGUGCUGGACAAAAUCCAAGCUCACCCGGAGAGUUUUCGCCCCCUUCUAUGCUGGUCUCCUACAAACCUCACAGCUGACCUGCUUGACAGCCUCUUCACCAUCCGCCUAUCUACAGUUGGCAGCAAUAGAAGGAGUGCUGAAGAAGUUGUUGUUCUUUUCUGGAGAGACUACCUAACAGAUGCAGAAGAUCAAGAGGGAACACAGAACCUGAGGACAAUUCUUGCCUUUGCCACUGGAGCCAAUACUGUUCCACCAAUUGGCUUUGAUCCACCACCUUCAAUUGAAUUUCUUCACCAAAAUUAUGACUCAGGAACCACUUCUAAACUUCCCAUUGCAAACACCUGCAUCAACUGUUUGAAGUUGCCACUGCACAGCUCUUACAUAGACUUCCAGGAAAAUAUGGACUUUGCACUGGGCAAUACCCAGGGUUUCGGCAUAGCUUAAUUCAUGGGCAGGCCUCCAUCUCAGUUUUCUGUUUAAAGGUCAAGUUCACACUCAAAUAAAUACAUUUUAGUU